Molecule: messenger RNA, 2541 nt
Organism: Diabrotica balteata
Lineage: Eukaryota; Metazoa; Arthropoda; Insecta; Coleoptera; Chrysomelidae
Source: the annotation of a GenBank genome assembly
AAUCUACUUAAGUCAUUCAACGGUUGUAUAAUUUUCGAUUUUAUGUUUACAUAUAAUAAAACAAAUUGAUCCCAAAUAAUUUUUAUGCUGUGGUUUUAGAUUUAUCUAUAUACAAUGGCAAAUACACAUAUAGGAAAUCUAUCUAUGGGUUCUCAUACUUUAGAAAUUCCACCUAUACUGUAUGAAACCAAUAGAAAAAGACUUGUCGAACGAAUAAAAAAAGUUGAAGAAAACUCUGUUGUGGUUCUACAAGGCGGAUCUGAGAUUUCCAUCUAUGACUCGGACACAAGCUACAUAUUCAGGCAGGAAGCUUACUUUAAUUGGUCCUUUGGAGUUACUGAACCUGACUGCUAUGGAAUUGUAGACGUUGUAACAGGAGAUUGCUAUUUAUUCUUUCCACGCCUUCCAAUAGAGUAUGCGGUGUGGAUGGGUCCUCUCACUCCUUUAGACGAAUUUAAAAAGAAAUAUAACUCACAGUAUGUACACUACGUGGAUGAAUUAAUACAGGUACUUCAAAAACUCAACAGAAAAACUUUACUGACAUUGAGUGGUGUCAAUAGUGACAGCGGUUGCAUGUUUAAAGCAGCUACUUUUGAGGGCAUCGAUAAUUUUAAAGUCAACAAUAAAAUACUUUUUCCAAUAAUAGCAGAUCUUCGAGUUAUUAAAACAGACUAUGAGCUAGACAUAUUGAAAUAUGUUGGUGAGGUAUCUUCAGCUGCUCAUAGACAUGUAAUGAGAUUUGCUAAUGCUGAAAAAUUCGAAUAUCAGUGUGAAUCAGAAUUCUUAAACUACUGCUAUAAACAUGGCGGUUGUAGACACGUUGCGUAUACUUGUAUAUGUGGAUCGGGUAUUAAUUCAGCAGUUUUGCAUUACGGGCACGCUGGAGCUCCCAACAAUUACAAACUGGAAGAUGGAAAAUUGUGCCUAUUUGAUAUGGGAGGCGAAUAUUACGGGUACGCAGCAGACAUUACAGUAACCUUCCCUGUUAAUGGAAAAUUUUCUCCUCAACAACGAAUCAUAUAUGACGCUGUUUUGAAAUCAAAUCAAGCUGUGCUCAAAGCUAUUAAACCAGGAGUAGCAUGGACAGAUAUGCAUCUACUAGCCAAUAGAGUUUUGUUAGAAGAUCUUGCAAAAGAGGGACUUCUACAAGGUUCUAUAGAUGAUAUGAUAGAGGCUGAUAUUGCUCAUAUCUUUCAGCCUCACGGUUUAGGGCACUUAAUUGGUUUAAAUGUACAUGAUGUUGGAGGUUACUUAGAAGGAAACCCAGAACGAUCCACAAGACCUGGAUUAAAAAGUUUAAGAACUGCUAGGAUUUUAGAAAAAAAUAUGGUCCUUACUGUCGAACCUGGUUGUUAUUUCAUUAAUAUACUAUUAGAUAAUGCUUUAGCUGAUUGUUACAGAUCUAAGUUUUUAGUGAAAGAUGUUAUUAAUGCUUAUCGAAAUUUUGGCGGUGUUCGCAUUGAAGAUAAUGUUAUAGUUACAGAUGAUGGUAUACGGAAUUUAACCAAAGUUCCAAGAACUGUUCAGGAAAUUGAAGACUGGAUGGCGGGAAAAGAUGAAGACAACAAAUAUACAUGAAUAUUAAAACUAUUACAAAAACUUUAUGUUUUGAUAACUUUUAUAUAUUCACAUUAUUUUUGUGAUUUUUCUUUUUCUUCCUCAGCAUUUCUCUUUUUAAAGGUCGCUGUUCCUUACUCUUCGUCACUACUAAUUUAUGUCGAUCGGGUCUUCUUUACGUAAACAUUUCUUUCUUCAAUCCUCUGCUAUACAGUCAUUUCAUCGUCUCAUCAGUUUUCCUUUAUCUCUCCUUUGAUCAAUUUCUAAUCGCUCUAUUCUUAAUUCCACAUAGUUUUCUCUAAGUCUAAUAUGACCAAACCAUUGCAGUCUUGGUUUUGAAAUAUUUUUUAAGACUGUAGUCACCCCGACUCUUUCCCUAAUCAAGUCGCUUCUGAUCCUCUCUCUUACAGUCUUACCAAAUAUCCAUCGUAACAUUUUCAUUUAAACCAGCUUGUAUCCUGUGGGAAAUUUCUCGAUCUAGUGUCUUAUUUCCCAUUGCGUAGGAUCGAAGAUAUUAAAAUUCUCCUAGUCUUCCGAGGUUUCUCCAAUCAAUGGUAUAUCCCCAACCAUUUUUCCUCCAAACUCAUUUUCCUUUCUCUUCAAUAGCUUUUCUCCAAUACUUUAACUUUGCUUAAAACAUUUCUUUGGUCUCUUUUACUGACACAAUUAUCAGCAAAGAGUAUUGACCAAGGAGCUCCCUCUCUAACAGCCUUGUUGCAAACCAUUUGUCACUGGAAAACUGGACAGCAGUCUUUAAUUUGGUGUACGCUUCCUCAUACAUAUCCUUCAUGAGCCUUACAUACUUCUCAGGAACCCAUUUCCCUCCCAUAAAUCUCCAUAGCUCUUGUCGAAAAACUGUGUCGUACGCCUUCUCAAGAUCUAUAAAUAUCAAGUGUAGCUUUCUUUUUUUUCUCGCCGUUUUUCUCUAUCAACUGACUCAAAAAAAACAAGCUAUCCGUUUUUUCUAUCCGUGUCUCUCUCCUU